UCUAUCUCCUCCUUGUCCUUAAUGUUCUACCGGUAUAGGGCAUUUGAUUCUUUUGCACAUGCUGCGUUGCGCGUUGGGAUUGAAAUGUUAUACUGAUCUAUCAUCAGCGCGGCCUUAUCUCAGAAUUGUGAUUGGUAUGAAAUUCAGAGAUGCUUGAUUAAGAGAAAAGUAGAGCAACAACACAUUAAACACUUGGUUAGGGGGCAUAACUAUUGUUACAGUGUGUUAGUUGCAUUAUUAAAGGGAUCCAGCUGAUUUGUUAUAUACCCAAUUUUGAGUCUUCAGAGUCAGAAUUUUUUUUUUUUGAACAUGUCACCAUAUAAUCCAUCACCCAAGGGAACUUCAGGGAAUUUCAUUUAUCAACUUCUGUGCGUGCAUCUUGUAUUAUCAAGUUAUAGUGGCUUCUUUCAGAUUUUGACAGACCACCUCCUACACCUUCCAACAUGAUAACAAGUCCAGAGCUAAUAAAUAUUCUGAUUAGCAUUGGCAGAAGCUGAUGCGGUGUAAACCAGUUUUUUACCAAUACAUUGUACAACAAUUAAAGGGAAGCUCUUACAAAAACAUGGAAGAACAGAUGAACACGGGAAAGGUUGCAGAAAAGAUUCAUGAGGUAACAUUGCAUACUGAAGAUAUAGAGGACUCUAUCUGUGCAGUGAGGUCCAUGGCAGAGUUUGGACUUCCAAUUGCUGAUGAUAUGAUCAAGGACAUAAAUAAAUCUCUCAAGAUAAUGUCAAAGACCCAACCAAAGAGGGGGUUAAUCCAGAACCCCACUUGGGGGUUCCAAUCAGGGAAAAGCUCAGGAACAUGGGAAGAAGAUUUGGGCACAACCGACGGAGGAAGCAGCCGUAAUUAUUUCUCUUCCAUGUUCAACACUGCGAAGCAGAAGGCAUCCACUCUCAGAUGGCCACAGCCUGAUUUCGGAACAAAAGAUGACACCACUGAGGAGUCAGAGUCAUCUGCAGCUCCUGAAUCAUCACAAGCUGGUGGACAUGGUGCAUCGACACCCUCAGAUACAGAGAAGGAUGAUCUUCCUGUUUCAAGCCAGCUUUUAGAUAACAAUACAGCUACUAUGAAGGAGAGCUCUUCGACUGAUAUCUCCAAAUCGGUGGAGAAUUAUAACAAGUUCAAGGAAGAACAAGAACUCAAACUACAAGAAUGGCUUAGACAGUCUGAAGAAGCUGAUGAUAAUAAAGAGUGAGGUGGUUCUAGCUGGUGCAACCUAGUACAUUUGCUAGAGCACAUACCAUGCCAUGUUGUAUCCUAUACAUGCUUACUUGAUGCACUUCCAGAACUUCAGAUGGUAACUGUUUAUGAAGCAGAGCUUGUAAUCAUGAUGAGGUACAUAAUUUAUCUGCCUAUUAGGGAACGCUGUAAAUUGCCAUACUCUGUUUGCCGUUGAUUUAUUUAUUGCCAAGGCACAGAGAUCAUCAAUGUACUGUAGAAUAGCCUGAACUAUUGAUCAUGCAUUUUUUUUCCAUGUCUCUUCACAUCUAUUUUCGGUAAUCAUGUCGGUGGCAUCAGCAAAUGAAUAUCCUUAAUUUUGCAGUA
Molecule: messenger RNA, 1548 nt
Organism: Oryza sativa Japonica Group (Japanese rice)
Lineage: Eukaryota; Viridiplantae; Streptophyta; Magnoliopsida; Poales; Poaceae
Source: RefSeq, a predicted model, not a curated record